Scutellospora calospora is the source of this 304-nucleotide messenger RNA. Lineage: Eukaryota; Fungi; Glomeromycota; Glomeromycetes; Diversisporales; Gigasporaceae. The record is from the annotation of a GenBank genome assembly.
UCUACCUCUAACAAAAAUAUCUGAUCAAUUGUUUGAAGUUAAUAAUGAAAAUAAUAUAUCAUUUGAAUAUGAAAGAAUAAAUAAUUUUGAACAUAACUUUGAUGACAAUUAUAAUAUUUUUAGUGAUGAAAAUGAUAAUUAUGAUAAAACCAAUAAUCAUACUGAUAAUAAAGAGAGAAAUACUAUUAAUUUUUUACCUAUUACCUCUUAUUUUUCCCUAAUAUCUCCAACUGAAACUUCAAAAAAAAAAGCUAAAACUAAUGUAAUAUUUAAAAAAAGAAACAAGUCAUCUAGUCCUAGUUAA